This is a messenger RNA of Drosophila hydei, 1666 nucleotides long. Its product is annotated as transmembrane protein 115. Gene Ontology annotation, cellular component: Golgi apparatus; membrane. Lineage: Eukaryota; Metazoa; Arthropoda; Insecta; Diptera; Drosophilidae. The transcript has 3 exons. The coding region runs from base 278 to 1603 and encodes 441 amino acids. The record is from RefSeq and is a predicted model, not a curated record. Gene Ontology annotation, biological process: retrograde vesicle-mediated transport, Golgi to endoplasmic reticulum.
AGAGCCAGCAACAACACGAGUGAUUUCUGGCUUAACAGAAUCUGGUCUCACUUCGUAGUGCAUAAAAUGGAAAAAUAAUCAUAAAUAAAAAUAAGCAAUUCGACACACAGUUUAAACAACAUAAACGCACACAAUAAAUUUACUAAUGCGCAUUUAUAAACAGAAGAGCGUAACGUGCAACAACCAAGCUGUGCGCAACACAAGCCAAACACAACAACAACAAGAGAAACAACAACAUCAUCAUCUGGAGGCAAUCGAAAUCUGAAUUUGAGUUGCCAUGUCAGCUCCACUCACACGAAAUGUACCGUAUUUAAAGCAGCAACUAGCUGCUCUGCUGCACAACACGUCGCCAGUAAUAACGUUGAUCUGUUUAGUAACAACAGUUGGCUAUCUGUUAUCGUAUUCAGAAACAGCAAUAUUGCUGCUAAGCGUAACGCCAGGUUACAUUUUGCCCAACGGUAAAUUUUGGAUAUGGACCGCCUUUACCUUCUGCUUCAUCGAGCUACACUGGUGGGAGGUGAUAGUGGACGUGGUGACAGUUGGACUGUGUGGAAAAAUGUUGGAGCCGCUGUGGGGUCAAUUCGAAAUGUUCAAAUUCUUUGCGCUAAGCAAUUUUGGCGUUUCGCUUGUAACGACGAUCUAUUAUCUAUUCUACUAUAUGGUUACGAAGAAUCCGACAAUAUUAUUUGACGUACACAUUCAUGGUUUGGCUGGCUAUGUGGCUGGCAUUUGUGUGGCUGUGCGGCAAAUUAUGCCCGAUCAUCUAAUAUUCAAAACACGCUACGGACGACUGACUAAUCGGAAUGUUCCUUUGACUGUGCUCAUCUUGGCCAUCAUUGGCUGGGCUAUUGGCUUACUGGAUGGCACAUAUCCGGCUAUGUUUGCCUCUGGUGCUAUUGUCUCAUGGAUAUAUUUGCGGUUCUAUCAGCAUCAUCCAAAUGGUCGUGGCGAUAGCUCUGAGAGCUUCACCUUCGUUAGCUUCUUUCCAAAUGUGACACAGCCCUUUAUUAGCCUUCUAGUGAAUCCUAUAUACAAUUGUUGUUUGCGUGCUGGCGUUGUUAAGACGCCUUCGCCAUUGCGUACGAUCUCAACAGCAAGCUUGACUUCCAUAUCGGUUCAAAUGCCUGGAGUGGAUCCACAUGAUAUUGAGCGCAGACGACAAAUUGCUCUGAAGGCUUUGAGCGAGAGACUUAAGGCUACGGACUCCACGCGUCAUGCACAGCUACCCAAAUCCUUUCCUCAACAACAACAGCAACAGCAUCAUCACCAUAAUCAACAUCAUCAGCAUCAGCAUCAACAUCAUCAUCAGCAGCAACAACAGCAGCAGCAGCACAAGCAACAUAGCCACAGUCAUGGCCAUAAUCAUGGUCACAGUCACGGUCACAGCCAUGGCCAUUUAGCUGGUGCUGGUGCUGCUGCAGCACCUCAGCCGGAUUUCGUUAAGCCUGCAGCCCAGCAGAUGCAGCCGAUUACAACUGCGCACGCUGAGCCACGCAUGAUCAGCACGAUGAGCACCAUUGCAAUACCCAUGCCGGCGCCGCCGCCCAAAGAGGAGGAGCAAACGAAUGAGACGCUUAUUCAAUUGGACGCGGAGUCCAAUUAGACAGUUUAUAUAUAUACAUACAUAUAUAUAUAUAUUUUAACAUAAAUGAAUUUGAUUUGAGCU